UUGAAUCGGGUCCAAUUCCCGGUUAAAGUCGUGUAACUUCGCGAGUCGAUAUUCAGUCGAUAUCAACUGCAUCGCAUCGUUUCCCAAGUCGUUCUUUUCAAAACGAGAAUUUUCGAUAAUAUAUAAAUUUUACGAACAAAAACAAGUCCACGGCAAAUAGAGUGUUGAUUAUUUUCCCGCUAAAUUUCUCAAAUUCAUAAUUUGAAUGAUAAAGACGUGAAAAUUGCACACAAAUUAGAAGAAUGCAAUAGUGAUAUUAAUUUAAACACGUGUAAUAAGUUUCGUCCAUUUUGUAAAAAUGGAAAAGUCUUAAAAGUUGUUUUCCCACGUUUUUUUUUUGAAGUGAUGCUUAUUUAAAAAAAAAAAAAAAAACAAUGUCGUUAAAAAUACAACCGGUGCCUCUUUUGAAUCCAGAAUUCUUUGAAGAAGAUACAACUGGAGCAAAUGUAUCAGUUUCAAAUCUUGUAGAGGAAAAACAUGUAUAUACAUAUAAGAAACUCGUGGUGCCAAUGUCCAUGCGGAGCAUUUAUUGGAAAUAUUUUGGAUUUCCAGCUACAGACGAUGGUAGCAUACUCACCAAAGUUAAAAUUGUUUGUAUUUUAUGCAAAACACAAAUUGCAUAUAAUCGCAAUACCAGUAAUCUUAGAAUGCAUUUGCAAAAUAAACACUCACAGGAACUUUUGGAAUUGGAAACGGCAAAUCCACCACGAAAACCAAUUAUUUCCCAAGAGGCAAAAGAACGAAGAGCACAAAAAAGACUUUUGAAAGCUGGUUUAGCCGCUGCUCAACAUAUAUACACGACAAAUACCGAUGGUACGAUACAAAUUGAUGGAGGAAUUCAAUUUAUCACCGAUCCAAAUAUUAGUUUAACGAAUAUGGAAGAUGAUAUUAAUAUAUCAUCGCCAGUACGAGUGAUGAUUAAAAAUCAAAAUAAUCAAAUUAAUCCAAAUGUAUCAUUUCUCAUGUCAGAGGAUAAUAACGUUCAACCAUGUAAUAAUGAAUCAAAAACUGCAAUUCUUGAUGCAAUUGCAGAAUUAGUUAUCGUUGAUCUUCAACUGCCGGAAAUAGUUGAGGGUCGUGGAUUUCAAAAAUUGGUCGCCACACUAAAGUCACCUUGUGAAAUUCCUAGUAAAAGUAAAUUGGAAGAUGAUAUAUUGCCAAAGAUUUAUGAAAAUUAUAAAGAUUCAAUUUUACAUAAUUUAUCGUGUUUAAAUGCAGAAAUUGGUCUUGCAAUUGAAGAAUGGAAAUCAAAUGCAAAAGAAACGUUUGUAACAUUUUCAAUUUAUUAUCAACAUCCUGGUGAAACAACAUUGGAUUAUAAAGUACUUUGUACAUUACAUGCACCUGAGGAUUGGGAGGAAGUUCAAUGGGGAAUUGUUAUUGAUGCAAUUUUAACCGAAUGGGAAUUGAGAAUUGAGAAAAUAACCGCAACAGUGAUUGCACUAUCAAUACCGGGAUUAAUUGCCGCAUUAACAAAUCGUGGCUUAACUUUGAUACCAUGUCUCCUUUAUACUUUACAAGUAUGUGCCUUGGCAUGCUUUCAGGAUGCUGAUGUCUCUUCUGUUUUAUCCAAAUGUCGAGCAAUAAUUGGAGUCAUUCUUGGACAUAAUGGAGCUUCUGCCACUCUUGCAAUGCAAGAUCAAUUGUUGGAGUUGGAGGAGAAUUCCUUGGUUAUGGAUUAUCCAUCGGUAUGGAUAUCAACUUAUAAUAUGUUGGAACAAUUGGUACUUCGUCGAAGUGUACUAAGUAAUAUUCUCGAUGCUGUUGAAAGAGCUGAUCAUGAUACAAUUGAUCUUAGUCAAGAUGAUUGGAAAGUAAUUGAGGACCUCGUCACCGUUCUUGAGCCAUUUAAGGUCACGAUCAUGACUGUUAGCGAGGAAAAAAUUCCCCUUAUUUCUCUAUUAAAGCCAUUACUAUGGCAAUUGGUUUCCUCACAUUUGAAAUCAAAAGAUUCGGAUAGUAAUACUAUUAGAAAUUUUAAGGAAAAUUUAUCAGACAUGUUGUGUGAACGUUAUGCUGAUAGUGGUGUUACGUUACUAUUACAAAUUGCCACAACACUUGAUCCAAGAUUUAAACAACUUCCCUAUGCAACGGACGAAGACAAAACUCUUGUUUCGGCACCAAUCAAGGAUAUGUUGACUAAAUUAAUUGAAGAGGAAGGCGGAAAUCGAAUCAUGGAAACUGAUGAUAUUCCCGAAAAGAAGAGACGAAUAAGUAGAAUGGAACAAUUGUUGGGUGAUCAAUUUUGCAAUUCAAAAAAUUUGAUGCCAUCAGAAGAAAAAGCUGAUUUGGAAUUAGUACAAUAUCAAUCGGAAGCAACGGCUGCAUUGGAUCAUUGUCCAUUACAAUGGUGGGCGAAUAAUGUGGCGAAAUGUCCUCAUUUAUCGAAACUUGCACAAAAAUAUAAUUGCGUGCCAGCAUGUUGUCCACCACCAUCACGAAUUUCAGCUGAAGCUCAAGUUCUCUAUGACACAAAACGUGCAGCUCUACCAUCAUAUUUAGUUGAUAAAUUACUUUUUUUGCAUGGUAACUAUAAUGUUUCUGAAUAAUGUAAAUUUAAAGUUAACUUUGUACAUUAUAUUUUAGAUUAUAAAAUUAAAAUAUUUAAACAUUUUUAAGACAUCUAAGCAAUAAUUCCAAUUGCUUUUAAAUUGUUUUAUUUUAUUUAUAAUAUGUAAAAAAUAAAUAACGAAUAUUUAUUUUUUAAUAAAGUCAAUUAUUCCAAUUAUCAUUGGAGAAAAAUAA
This is a messenger RNA of Leptopilina boulardi, 2745 nucleotides long. It is a transcript of the gene Dref, whose product is annotated as E3 SUMO-protein ligase ZBED1. Gene Ontology annotation, molecular function: protein dimerization activity; DNA binding. The record is from RefSeq and is a predicted model, not a curated record. NCBI's taxonomy places the organism in Eukaryota, Metazoa, Arthropoda, Insecta, Hymenoptera, Figitidae. The transcript has 5 exons. The coding region runs from base 375 to 2549 and encodes 724 amino acids.